UAUUUCGUUGCAGAACAUUUCAGUACGUUUGGAUUAUUAAACCAACUAGUUACUUUAUCACACCAGUUGAAUUACGAUGCAUUUAACCGCUCGAAUCAUAAGUACAUGGCUCAUCAAUUGGCAUUGCUUUACGUGAGUAAAUAUACAGGGUGUCCCCAAAAAAGUACCCUCUAUAGAAAUUUAUCCUAUUGUUGUUAAGCACAGGAUUUUAUGCGACUGGUAAUUAAAAAUUCAAUUCAAUUGUGUUUACGCACUCUUGUGUUCAGCAUAUAGUGCUCAGGCAUUCAGAUUAUAACAAUAGGAUGAUUUCUGUAGAGGGUACUUUUUGGGGGACACCCUGUAUUUCGAAAUGUGUGUUAUGCAUGCAAAUAACGUGAUAGACACAUUUUGCUAAGGUUUGUUCAUACCCAAUUCACAGCCUCAUGAAUUAUUAAUGAGUUUUUAAAAAUAAUAUAUAAUAUGCUAAUUAUAUUAUAUAAGUAGAGAAGUACUAUAUUUUAUGUAAUAUUUCAAAUCCGAGUUAGUGUUUUAGACGUGGUUUCUAAAUACAAGUGCCAUGAACAAUGGCGAGGCGCAGCCGAGCCAUUGUUCAUGGCACUGGGGAUUUGGAAGCCAAGUUUAAAACACUAACGAGGAUUUGAAAUUGCUUCUCACACAUCAUUAGAUAUUCAUAGCAAUGAGGCAGUAACAAUAGCGAAUUAAGUUGUUCAAUGAGGCGAAUGCGUAACGAAGGAACGAAUUAAAGACGUUGUUGUUGUAGUAUUUGUUCGCAUUCAAAAGAAGCAUGGCAUCUAGUUGCAAAAAGAGGAGAUUUCGAGUUCUUCAAAGCGUGGAAAGAAGCAUUGACAACAUCCGAAAUGCUAUUCCACAAACAACGCGUUAUAAAAAUCGUUGGGGAGUUCGUAUAUUUGAAGAUUGGUAAAGUGGGCGAGAAAAUAAAGCAGUCAUGUGUGAGAGCAAUCCUUUCAGCUUAGAUUUGCAGAAUUUGCAAAAUUUGGAGACAGAAUUGUGUCCAAUGACGGCAAGAACGUUAAACUUCUGGCUUAUCAAAUUUGUUCAAGAAGUUUGCGACAAGGAUGGCAAGCCAUAUCCCGGGCGUACAGUAUACUAUGCUCGUUGAAACGACAUCUAGACGAAAAUGGCCGGGCUGAAGCUAACAUGUUAAAUGCUAACAAUCACUGGUAGGUUGAAUUUGUUCAUUUUUAGUUAAUGGUUUAGUUUAAUUUAUUGUAAUGUGAGCAUGUGUAUUACUCAGUUUCCAGACGUUCAGAAGAGUGCCGGAUAGUGAAAUGAAAGCCACCCACCGGGAAGGCGAAUCGCUUGCGGAGAAUCGUACAAGACGAGAGAAAGAAGCUAUUACAGAUGAUGAAGAAGGUUUGCUGUGGUCAAAAGGCUUGCUGGGAGACAAAACUGCUGAACGUUUGGUUUACACAAUUUAUUUCUAUAUCGGAAAAAUAUUCGGAUUAAGAGCAUGUGAACACAGACAGUUAAGAUUAAGCAACUUUGUCAUAGAAAACAACAAAAUUUGUCAUCGAGAAAAUAUUUCGAAAACUUUUCAUGGAGGAUUGAAAGAUUUAAAGAAGAAACCUAGAAUUGUGACUCAUUAUUGUCACGAGGUUGAGGAAAGUGUGCAUGAACCAUGCCUGGUUCAAAUGUUUAAGCAGUACAUUUCCUUGGUCAGCGAGUUACCGAAAACUAAUGAAUCAUUCUAUUUUCGACCGAGUAAAACAGCGUAUAAAUUCGAAAAUGCACCAAUUGGUAUUCAUAAGCUUAAUUCUAUCGUGCCUUUUUUAAUGAAAGAAGCUGGCCUUGAAAUUAAGAUAGCACACUGCCUUCGUGUCACAACAGCAACAAAUUUGUUUCGUGCUGGCCAUCAAGAAAAAUUAAUACGUGAACGAACUGGGCAUGUUUCUUCUGCCUUAUUUACGUAUGAGAAACCUAGUAAUGAUCAAGCAAUGGCUGUAUCCAAGUGUGUUGGCCCAUCUGUAUCAAAGGUUGUGUCGCUUGCUGACAACUGUUUUAAGCCACCCUCGAAGCCUAAGGAAGACGAAAAGUUUCAAAUUUCCGACGAGGAACUUGAUAAGUUUUUGAGUGAAGUGGACUGGUCUAAAAUUGAUAAAGAGGUGCAGCGACGUACUAUCGCAGAAAAGUUUGUUUUGUCGAACAGUACAUUCACUAACUGUUCUUUUAACAUUUAGAAGUUAUUUCUAAAUACAGCUUACUGUAUUUAGAAAUAAUUCUAAACAUAGCAAUUAAAUAUAUUUGCAUAAUCUUUUGUUUACCCCUCAAUUUCCCUAUUGUUCAGAGCCCUUCCCACUUGAAGUAAUUAAAGUCCUGGUCUAGACGGGGUAUCCAGAUAGAUACACGUGAUGUAAAUUACACCAUGUCAUUGGCCGAAAUGCUAUGAAUAUCUAAUGAUGUGUGAGAAAGAUAGAGAAGAAUUACAUGAACAAAUGAAACAACUUAGUUACAGGGGGGCAGAAGUGGGGGGAAGGGGGCAGGUCUGAGAAACCAGGCCUCAAAAUUAAUAUACUUUUAGUUAAAAAGAUUAUUUGGUAAAGAUUUUAAUGGUCUUAUGAUUUCAAGAAAAUCGCAUUUAAAAUAUCAGUGAAGUAUAAUUGCAUGCGUUUUUGAGCUGUCCAGAAUGAGAAAAACAUGAUAUAUUACACAGAGAAUUAUUUUGAGGCCUUGUGCAAAAUUGCUGCCCCUCCCCUCCCUGCCUAGACUUGCUCCAAGUCUCUCUUUCAUUGUCAUAUAGUAUCGGUCCACUAUAGUGUACAUUACUUGACGUAGUACGGAGGGGCGGAGCGAGAAAGAGAGACUUGUCAACUUCGGAAAAUCUCGGUUCAAAACUGAACCGAAAAUGCAAGACUUGCUUUAAUUGUUUUCUGUCAGUGUUUAUGUGUAUUGAUCUAGCACAGUGUAAAUAACACGAGUUCCAUUAUAGUAAAUAAUACAGAAAGAAAUUGAAGGAAAACAAUUAAAGCAAGUCUUGCAUUUUCGGUUCAGUUUUGAACCGAGAUUUUCCGAAGUUGACAAGUCUCUCUUUCUCGCUCCGCCUCUCCGUGCUACGUCAUGUAAUGUACACUAUAGUGGAUCGAUACUAUAUGACAAUGAAAGAGAGACUUGGAACAAGUCUACUCCCUGCCAGACAAGAUGGUGUUCAUACUACGGAUCUAUGUUCCUGACAGGGUGUAUAAAAAAACGCAACCUCGAAAUUUCCUAAGAAAUCCACUUUGCAAUUCUUAAGCAUAAAAGGUUUUACUCCCCUGGGAAUUGAAAUCGAAUUGCUAAUAGAUCAUAUUUAUAUUUACUGUUGUUGUACUGUACAGGGUGUCCCAAAAAAAAGUGACACUAUAGAAAUUAUCUCAUUGUUCUUAAGCCGCUCUUAAACGCGCGUGAUUACACGCCUGGGAAUUUAAUGAACUUGUAUUUACAUUUAAGCAUUUUAAAACGUUUUCGCUUUGUCCAAAUAUUUUAACGCCCGAGUCAAGCAAAACGAUUACACUAAUAAACGGUUUGCUUUUUUAUUUUAAAUUCCAGAAGCAGAAGUUUAUGCACCUGUGGGAUCAACUUAGUGCUAGGGCAUUCAAAUUAUAUAAUUUCUAUAGUGUCACUUUCUUUUGGGACACCCUGUACUUGUAAAAUAAAAACUUACUAAGUAUCAUUAAAUAAAUGCAUAAAUUUUGCUUUAUGCUCUCGCAUGUGCAGUAAUUUUGACAGUUGUGCUAUUUUAAAUUCCCAGGCACCUAAAAUCUUUUGUCCUGAAAACAAUGUCGAUUUCUUGGGAAAUUCCGAGGUUGCGUUUUUUUUAUACACCAUGUAGUAUACAGGGUGUCCCAAAAACCCCGAAAACUAUUGAAAUCACUUAUUGUUAAAUUUGAAUGCCCUACCAAACAGCUGGACGUAAUGAUGCGUAAAAUAUUGACAAGGUGCAUGUAUUAGAAUUUAGUUAGGAAUAUCUCCUGGUAAAGUGCGCGAUUUUCUGCUCCUGGGAAUUAAAAACAGCUUUUCUUAAACAGUUUCUUUAUGCAUAACAUUUACUUAUGUCAAUCAUUUAUGCACUCGUGGAAACCAACAGAGCGCUAAGGCAUACAAAUUCUAACAAUUAAAUUGUUAUUGGUGAUUUCAAUAGUUUUCGGGUUUUUUUGGGACACCCUGUAUACAGAAGCAUUGAAUAGAACAAAGGUAACUAAGCUUUAGAAUUAUUUACAUGAGUGCAUGAAUAACUUUUAUACUUGAUUAUAAUCUUAGUUAUUUUUGUUCUGUUCUAUGCUUCUGUAAAGUAGAACAAUAGUAACUAAACUGGGUAGCAAAGAUGUAAACAACGUUAGCUAAAUUUGUCUAUUCGUAUUUUUACACAUAGACGGGUCACCUGUCUGACGCAUCACGCGUCUUAAAUUGGCAAAAAAAUUGUGUUAGUGUCCACGCUACAACGAAAAUGAUAAAAUUAUCGUUUGACGAUAACGAUAACGAUUUUAAAUCGCUCACUUGAGCGAUUUUAUAGUAUGCAAUCGAAUAUAAAUUGCAAAUUUCAUAACGAACUAAUAAAUAAGAUUUGUAGCUUCAGCAGUCAUUUUCAUUCGCCAGGAUGGCAAUUGUAUAGGACUAUAAAAAUUACUACUUAUAUAUUUAUAUAACUUACUAUUAUAUAUUCAAAUAACAUAAUUCGUGCGAAACAAAAUAAAUUUUUUCAUCGCAUAAUGAAUGUUUUCAUUCGGCAAUAAUAAAAAAUCAGUUUUCAUUCAGUAAAGGCUGUCGCCUCGUGGAAUGGAAAAUUUCAUCUUUCACCUUAUGAAAAUCUACCAUUGCACUCAUAAACAUUCAUUAUUAUAUUUGUAUACUAAAUUAUACACUACAUAAUUGAAAGAAUAUUAGUUAUUUGUUGACUCGCGGACACGGCGCUCGACUCAAGUAAUUUCGAUUCUGUUUCUCGUAUUCACAAUAUCUAGCAAUCAAUCAACUUGCUUGGAAGCAAAGAACUGUUUGCUCAGAAGAAAGAGGUGGAGGGUAAUUUCAAGGUUUUCAAAUCUAAACUUGCAGUCAAAGACAAAGAGAGUGUUCCGAAACUGCCAGAUGAUGAAAAAGAAUGGUAUGUUAUCUCUUUGUUUUUAUACGUCGCGCAUUUACGAUGAAAACCUAAAAAUGAUUGCACUAAUGCCAAAAUUAUUUUGCGAAAGCAUCAUUAUUUAGCCAUUUUAAAGAACAUUCGUUCAGUCAUUAUUCAUUCAUUCAUUCAUUCAUUAAAUACGCUCCUCGUAUUCGACUGUUCAUGCCACAGUAAUUUGUGAACAACGUUGUUUGUCUUGAGACGUGAGGAGCGAUUAUCACGCAUACUACCUUUUAAAUGUAUCUGGCGACCGCAAUCACUGACGUAAUGAAAAGAUUCCAUUAUUGAAUUAAAACUAUUAAUGUGCGUCCCAUCUGUAGGUUGAGUGGAAUCUGAAGAAGGCGCAUUAUUAAAGUUGCGUAUAACAUCAGAGCACCGCUUUCGAGCAAUCACGCCCAUGCAGUAUAACAUCUGCCAUACCCUGUGCUAUGUAUCUUGUCAAGCUUUGAAGCUUACGUUAGCAGAACGAGCAUGUGCCUACUAAUAUUCCACUAAUGCACUAUUGAUAUACUACCGUACAGUAUAAAGCGCUACUUGAAGUUGCGUUAAAUUAAUAUUCAAACAAGACAAACUGGAAACCACGAAAGAUAUAUCUGCAUGCAUUUUUGCACUAUGCGUUUUGUUAUGGUUUGGUUUUCAGUACAUUCCAAGGCCUACUCUGGGGCGGUAAAUCGCUUUAAAUCGCAUUAAAUCGCGGGUUAAAAUUGUCGAAUUUCUCUUAAAUCGCCUAAAAUCGCUUAAAAUCGCCAACAUGCAUUCUGUUUGAUACAUUCAGUCCAUGUACUCAAGUUUAUCAAUUGCUGCUAUUUUAAAGGGCAAAUCAUGUAAUCCAGGUGCUGACAAUAUUUGGUCAUUCAAUAGACACCGGUCAUUGACAAAAACAGAGCCUUUUUCUGCUUUAUGCAGACUUUGCAAUAAUUAGGUAAUUCUGGGAUCUAAAAGACCCAUAGAUCCCAUACACUACCAGCAACAAAAUUGAGCUAGUUACCAGUUAAUUUCAUUAUUGGUGUAAAUGGAGGCUGGGCUACAAUUUAUGUGGACUAUGGAGGCUGGGCUAAUCUAUAAUCUACAUGGCUUCUCAAAGCCUAAUUGCUGUUAAUUAGAACAGCAGUAGGAGACUAGGAAAGUCAAUGAGUACGAGUGUUGAUUUAUAUAAUAAAGUCAUCGUGUAAUUUGUGCACUGUUGCAUGUAAGAUCGAGCACUGCGUUGUAGACAAUGGUUGUAUUUCGACAUGUGCAUGGUUAUACUCUAGCUCCUAGUUAUAAUUAUAGUGGCUGUCAAACGAAAAAUAUACGUGAGGUUAUGAGCGAUUUGCAACUCUCAUCUAUUUAAUUUCCCAGACCUGUAUAUACAAUAAACAGUAAAUUAAACAAUGAUUACAUCGUACAUACCAUACAAUAGAUCUUUUGUUGUUGUUUGUUUGCAGAACCUAAAACCACGGUGUAGUGCGCCAUUUGUUUAAUACUGUAUUAUUUUGUUUUUAAUUUUAAAAUAAUAUAGAAAUUAGAAUUCCUACCAUUUAUAUACGAUAUACUUCAUGUAAUUUAAACAUUACAGCAUUACGCCGACAGUUUCCGAAUGCGUGACGAUACUGUUUCUGGAUAUGGCACUGGGAUAUGAUAUAGAUAUCAAAAAUUUUAUAAAAUAUGUUUGUAGCAUGAAGAAAGCACGAGAUUGAAACAAUUUAAAUAAAAUGCAAGCUAAAUAAAGAAAUUUUGACAUGAUACAAAACAAGAUAAUUUCACUUACAAGGGUGACAAGGUAAUUUAUAGGAUUAUAGCUUAUUCAGUAAUCAGUUAUACUGUAUAAAUACAUUGUGUGUUUCUCUUGUGGGUUUUUUGGAAAUCAAAUAUUAUAUUUUGCAAUUUUAACUCGACAUAAAUUAAUGAUAUUAAAGUUUAAGACAUGUGUAGUGCAUGCCCCUUAAGUAUAGUGUAGGUCUAUUAACUGUUUACAAAUUUGUGGUAUAUAAUGUAGCCAUGAAUGACCACAUGACACCACAAAAUGAACCCCAAUGGCUUCUAAAUAGAGAAUGGAUGAAAAGUUCAUGAAUAUUGAGCUUUAUAUGUGAAUCAGAUUAAAUACAAUAAUUAGUUAACCUAGCUUUAUGUAAAAUGUACAUACAUGUUCUAAUAAUUGUAUUUUGCUUCAUACAAUGCAUAUGUGUGUGGAAACAUUACACUAUUAUUUAGCUCACUCCCCACAUUGGGGCUUUUCAGUGACCGAUUACAUCAAGUACUUUGAUUACUUAUGUUAGCUAGACUAUUUAUCUUUACAACAAUGAGAAUAUGAUAUUACUAUCCUAACUGUGUUUAUCCUAACCCACCCUGCCAAUUUUGCCUUGUGGGAGGAAACCGGAGCAAAGUAUAAAAUUCAAUUCCUUUGAAAACAACUAAAUUGCAAUCCCUAAAAUUUAAAAUUUUUUCCUAAAUCGCCUAAAAUCGCAUUAAAUCGCAGUGCUUGAAAGUCCCAGUUUUUCCUUAAAUCGCCCAAAAUCGCAUUAUAUCGCAGCGAUUUAAGGCGAUUUACCGCCCCAGAGUAGGCCUAUUCCACGUCAAAAUCUUAAUCGUACCCUAAUCGUAGCUUAUGGGGCCUGUUGCAUCAUCCUACCUUUUCACUUUAGGUAGCGUAUUUACCAUUCGAAUGAGCAAUUUAUGUGCAGCAGUUGAAAAACAUCGAUCGAAAAAGUUACUCAUUUUUCAGUUUUCAAUAACAUUUAACUUUAAUAUUUUUUAGUGUUUUUCAAAUAUUCAGGACCACUUAAGCAAUUUUAGCUAUUGGUCUGCAUAUCUUGUAAAAUUUUUACCCGUUGACGAUUUUAUUUGUUUUUGAAAACUGAAAAUUCGCGUCGCGUUGCCGAAUCGCGUCCGGUCUGUGUGGGCCUUUAUACUAAGAGAUCACUAUGAUUCACGAAAGGCCGCCAUCUUGGCUUCAUGCAAGCAUAUAGGGCCGUUUACCUCAUUGAAAUGAAUAUAUACUGGAACACUGCCUUCAGAUAAACUGCCUAUCUUUUUCUUGAAGCCAAAUGCCAAAUCAGGUAAGAUCACGCGUGUUUAUAUCAUGAUUGACUGAUUGAACGCUCUUUACAUGAGUGAAAACACUGGAACUAUAUAUAUAGCCUUCAAGUUUGGCUUCAAAUUCCCGGUUGGAGUUAGCGUUCCAUUUAUAUUCAUUUCAAUGGUUUACCUGGAGUUAUCGUUCCAGUAUUUAUAGAGUUCACUGGUAUUAAUUAAAGAAACAUGUAAUUUUAAAUUUUGUUGACGAAGGAAAGAGAGCAACCACGGAAAUAGUCGGACAAAUGUACGUUUUACCUAAUUGUCGCCAUUUUGAACUUUAUAUUUUUAGAUCUAUGUUGUAAAGUUUGUUUGUAUCACAUUUAUAUAACAUGAAAUUGAUUAAAAUCCUGAAACACUGCGUUCGUCGUCCUUCUAAUGUCGAGCUAAGGAAACAAAACCGAUGCAUGGAAUUAAAUUCAAAUGCACAAUUUGUGCGAAGCAAAAUGGCCCAUGUAAAAAUCACUAAAAAUAUUUUUACGACAAUUAUUUCGAGUGUUGAACAUGAUAUCUCAAGAGUGAGCGCAGCGAACGAGUAAGUAAGAUAUCAUGUUCAACACGAGAAAUAAAUCUGGUUCCAAGCAUCCAUGUAUUUUUCUGUUUAUUAUAAAGGACAGUCCUUGAAAAGCGAUAAUUUUUUACACAAAAGCGAUAAUUCAAAAGCGACAAUUUUCACAUGUGAAAUUAUCAUAAAUAAUCUCACAUGUGAGAUUAUCAGUUUAUCAGUGCUCGAAAUCUCUAUAAAGCGCUAUACUUUAUAUAAUAAAUGCUAUUAUUACGACUGAAACAUUUUUUGUGACAUAUAUAUUGGAUUUGGGACAUAUAUACCGAUAACAUUGAUUUAUUUAUUUAGCAUGUUAAUUUGCGCAAUAUAAAUAUUAUCAUUAUUAUUGAAUAUUUAUUUUACUUGUAUUAUCCCAUGGAAUGGAAAAUUCCAUCUUUCACCUAUUUUUACCAUUGCACUCAUGAACAUUCAUUAUUUGUACAGUAUGUUUUGUUGCCCUUUUAGGCUCAAUACCAUAACUAAAUCAAUACUGGACGUCGCUACCACUUUUCCAACUGAGUUAACUAAGCCAAUGUUGGCAUCCAUGACGUUCUUGCAAAAUUUGGAAUGAUUGCUUUGAAAAAAUAAUAAUAAUGGUGGAAGGAACAUUCAGACGCAGUGCAGAUAUGCAUUCUGUGGUUUAUGUGUAAUUGCUAUGUUGCUAUGCAUGCGCUUAGUCAGUGGUAGACACGUAAUUAAUAGCCUCUUAAAUGAUAACAGAUAUGAACAAACUAGAAAUGCAUGCAUGCGGAAACCCAUCGCCUUGCUAGAAAAACAACUAUAUUUUUCAAACAUGAAGUAUUUGACAUUGUUGUCAUGGUAAUACGAUCAUUUUAUUAUUUUAUAUUUUUAAAACUGAAAACAAACUCCAAAGUAAUCACUUGUAUAGUUGUAAUUACAAAAUUGUCAAUUGCUUUCUUUUAAUUACAAAAUUAUCAAUUUCCCAAAUAUAUAUGUUAG
Molecule: messenger RNA, 9668 nt
Organism: Paramuricea clavata
Lineage: Eukaryota; Metazoa; Cnidaria; Anthozoa; Malacalcyonacea; Plexauridae
Source: the annotation of a GenBank genome assembly